Messenger RNA from Aspergillus campestris IBT 28561, 549 nucleotides. RefSeq names its product NEDD8 family protein RUB1. Gene Ontology annotation, biological process: regulation of proteolysis; modification-dependent protein catabolic process; protein neddylation. The record is from RefSeq and is a predicted model, not a curated record. NCBI's taxonomy places the organism in Eukaryota, Fungi, Ascomycota, Eurotiomycetes, Eurotiales, Aspergillaceae. Gene Ontology annotation, molecular function: ubiquitin protein ligase binding; protein tag activity. The transcript has 4 exons. Bases 23 to 256 code for a protein of 77 amino acids. Gene Ontology annotation, cellular component: cytoplasm; nucleus.
ACCACUCACUUCCACUCCCACAAUGUUGAUCAAAGUCCGUACCCUGACCGGCAAGGAAAUCGAGCUGGAUAUCGAGCCCGACUAUAAGGUCUCCCGGAUAAAAGAGCGCGUCGAAGAAAAAGAGGGCAUCCCACCCGUCCAGCAGCGUCUGAUUUUCGGCGGAAAGCAGAUGGCCGACGAUAAGACCGCCUCAGAAUACAACCUGGAAGGCGGCGCAACGUUACAUUUGGUUCUUGCUCUUCGGGGUGGCAUUUAAGUCUUUCGGUUCGUUCAUUGUUGACUGUGGAUGAGCACGAGCUACUGAGGACGUAUACGAAUAACUACGGGGUGGAAGGGCAGGGAAGUGGGGGGGAUAAAUCAUGGGUGGCUAGGUGGGGAUCGUGGAGUUAGGAAGCAAGCGUCUGUUUCGUGAAUGAGAAACAACUGUCCAGUUUGAAUAAGCGAUGAUGUUUGCCUUGUCUUGAGCUCUCAGGCUGGUCUCCUGAACUCUCUGGGGGAGUCGUCCGUCGUCGGUGCGGUAAUAUCAGACUAUGUUUCAUACAUUACAUA